Cladophialophora bantiana CBS 173.52 is the source of this 300-nucleotide messenger RNA. RefSeq lists its product as uncharacterized. NCBI's taxonomy places the organism in Eukaryota, Fungi, Ascomycota, Eurotiomycetes, Chaetothyriales, Herpotrichiellaceae. The record is from RefSeq and is a predicted model, not a curated record. The coding region runs from base 1 to 300 and encodes 99 amino acids. The transcript is spliced from 2 exons.
AUGGCUCUCGACCGCUCUCCGCAAUCUGUCUGGCGGCAAACAUCACGCAAGGGAGCUACAGCUAGUAAUGUUGGGCUCGAAGAGCUGGCCGAAAGCAUCUCGAACCUCAGCUCAAAGCUGAUGAAACCUCUGGAUCCCACUCAAAGCGCAGUCUCCGCGGCCAAAGAAGAGAUCGUCAAAAUCCCAGCUUCUUCCAGAGCUGUUGGAGAAGAGCUAGGAGCAACCAUCCAUAGUUUCAAAGUCGGUGAAGGUUCACAUAAGAAGCGGCGAAGCUUUCGACAGGUUCUGAACACUAUCUAG